Tuber melanosporum (Perigord truffle) is the source of this 1239-nucleotide messenger RNA. RefSeq lists its product as uncharacterized. The transcript is spliced from 4 exons. Bases 61 to 1239 code for a protein of 392 amino acids. Gene Ontology annotation, cellular component: Golgi membrane. Lineage: Eukaryota; Fungi; Ascomycota; Pezizomycetes; Pezizales; Tuberaceae. The record is from RefSeq and is a predicted model, not a curated record. Gene Ontology annotation, biological process: vesicle-mediated transport; mitotic spindle elongation.
ACCUACCUACCUACCUCGUUCCCCUCAAGCACGCUCCCGUCUAACAUCUGAUACCGCACAAUGUCGGAAAUCCCGCGUCACUCGGGUGCCCUCUACACUCCACCCGUUGCUCAUCCCCCUCCGCCGAGUGGGCUGCGUUGGAACCAACAAAGACGGUCAUCAUCCCUAUCGUCAGGCCCAUCACGACGAAGCUCUGGAAAAGGAAGAAGAAGUGCCCUCAUUGCUAGGGCUAGCAGGUUACAGAGAUGGGCCCACAAAAGGUUCAAUAAGAUGACCUUGACACAAAAGAUCCUUGGAUCACUGGUGCUCUUGGUAAUGGGGACCACGGCUAUACUGGGGUUGAUUUUCCAUGCGAAGAUAUUACACGCUAUGCUGCCGCUCGCUGCGAAGCUUAGGAGCUGGAAGGUUGGGUGGCUGCUUAUAUUUGCUCUUUGCUUCGCUUCAGCUUUUCCACCGAUGAUCGGAUACUCAACUUCGGUGACGCUUGCUGGGUUUGUUUACGGGUUUCCUAAUGGUUGGUUUAUAAUCGCUUCUGCCACGGUAAUAGGUGCUACCUGCGCGUUCAUAGUAUGUCGAUACUACAUCCAGGACUUUGCAAAGCGCAUGGUGGCCACCGAUAAGCGCUUUGCUGCCCUUUCUCUCACACUCAAACAUGAUGGGAUCAAAUUGCUGUGCAUGAUCCGGUUAUGCCCCUUGCCAUAUUCAAUCUCUAAUGGCGCUAUGUCGACGUUUCCAACCGUCAGUCCGCUGAGCUUCAUGGUUGCGACGGCUGUGGCGACACCGAAGUUGCUGAUCCAUAUUUUCGUCGGCGCUAAAUUGGCUGAACUGGCUGAGGAGGAGGGCAAGAAGAUGGAUUUGAAGACAAAAGCCUUGAACUAUGGAAGCAUUGUUGGAGGUGUUUUUCUCGGCAUCAUCACCGGGUGGCUGAUUUAUAAACGCACCAUGUUUCGAGCGAAACAACUCGAGGCAGAUGAGCGUGCACGGAUCCGCGCACCCGCUGGGCAAGGCUUCACAGAUGUCGAGGAUCCGGACGCUGAGGCAGCCGCCGGUCUCGUUGAGGAUCUCAUUGAGGGUGGGUAUCCAGAUUCGGUCGACGAUGACGAGUCCGAGGAAGGUGAUGCUCUCCUGAAUAGUGAUGAUGAGGACCCUGGAUUUGGAAUGGAGGAUAGUCUGGAGCUUGAGAGGAAUGAUACCAAGGGGCACUCUCAAGCGCCGCCCAAGGGUCCUAUCGCUCUAUAG